UAAGUAAUUCCCUACUUAAAACGGGUGAUGCGCUAAAAUUGGUGUUUCUACAUCCUCUUACCACUCAGUUGAUGCUCUCACUCCAUUUGCAGUCUUCAAAAAAAAAAAAAUUGAAGUGAGGAGACAUGGCCGAAGAUAAAAUUCCAACAACUAGUAAUAAAGUCAACCUACGCAUUCGGCACAUGGAAACUUUAAUGCCUCCCACAGAAGAAGAGAUUUUAAAUGGCGAAUUGAGAAAACUAGCGCUGAAAAAUGAUAUGUUGAAGGAAAGUAUAUCUGAAUUCUUUGCAACAUUCUUACUAGUGUUCUUGGGGGAUUGCGUCAUAGCAACUUUGAUGUUUGCCCGCGCCGACAAUGUUGGUCUGGCUGCAGCACCCCUCGGAUGGGGUUUGGCACUGAUGGUGGCUGUUGCAGUCACUGGGAGAGCUUCUGGUUGCCAUGCCAAUCCAGCUGUUACCUUGGCUUUUGCAACAGUAGGAAAAAUAAAGUUGAAUAGAGUUUUGCCUUACUUCUUGGCUCAAUACCUGGGAGCACUUACAGCUGCUGUUCUGGUGUUUGCAGUAUACUAUGAUUCUAUCGGCGACUUUGACGGAGGCGAGAGACUAGUUCCACCUCAUCUCAAUGCAACAGCACAAAUAUUUGCUACCUACCCUCCCCCGCAUGUCUCCCUGUGGGCCGCCUUCGUAGAUCAGGUAAUAGCUACAGCCAUACUACUGAUGGCCGUUGUGGCAAUAAUCGAUCCAAAAAAUCUAUCCACACACAAGGGUCUUUAUCCGUUACUUAUCGGUCUUGCGUUGGGAGCUAUUGUAUAUGCGUUACCAUACAACUGCAUGGCUCCUCUCAACCCUGCCAGAGAUUUGUCUCCAAGACUCUUCACUCUGAUGGCUGGAUAUGGAUUGGAGGUCUUCAGCCAUCGAAAUUAUGGUUAUUUUAUAAUACCAAUCAUAGCUCCUCACAUUGGGGCUGUUAUCGGUGUCUGGUUGUAUAAACUUGCUAUAGAAAUCCAUUUGCCAGAAAAUAAAUCUUCCACUGGAGCUUUUAGAAUGAGAGAAACCUCUGAAGAGAGCGAGAAUCUUGAUGAAGAUCCUAAAGAACCAUUGAUCCACAUCGAACGAUGAAAUUUGCUGAAAGCAGACUGCAGCACCACAGGAGCAAGUUCAUGAAUGACUGCUGAUAAGGAAGAAUAUAUUGAAAGAACUUCUCUAAAUUCAAGUUUUCAAACAAAUUCUUCAACUUUGCGUUUAUUUCGAUUUUUUAACUGUUUACAUUUUAA
This is a messenger RNA of Parasteatoda tepidariorum (common house spider), 1273 nucleotides long. Its product is annotated as aquaporin-9. The record is from RefSeq and is a predicted model, not a curated record. Gene Ontology annotation, cellular component: basolateral plasma membrane; plasma membrane. Gene Ontology annotation, molecular function: glycerol channel activity; water channel activity. Gene Ontology annotation, biological process: glycerol transmembrane transport; water transport. Lineage: Eukaryota; Metazoa; Arthropoda; Arachnida; Araneae; Theridiidae.